AUGAUCUUCCCUGUUUACUUUGUCUUCCUUCUCCUCUCCCACCUGCUGACCCUCCUCCCAUCCACCUCGCCCACCCCCGUCAACACCACAAUCUGGCAGCCCCGCGUAGGCACAACCUGGCAGAUCGAGCUUCCCGAAAAGCUGACAGACUCGAUGCUGAACGUGGAGGUGUACGACAUCGACCUGUUCAUCAAUCACAAACCCACCAUCGACACAUUGCACGCGAAGAACCGCAAGGUGAUCUGCUACUUCUCCGCCGGCACGUACGAGCCCUACCGCUGCGACCACCGCCGAUUCCACGAAGAGGACAUGGGCAAGAACCUCACCAAUGCCGACUGGCACACCGAGCGCUGGCUGAACAUCAACUCGCCCAACGUCCGCAGCAUCAUGUCCUCGCGUCUGGAUCUCGCGGCGUACAACGGCUGCGACGGCGUGGACCCCGACAACGUGGACGGGUACAACAAUGACAACGGACUGGGGCUGACCGAGAAGGAUUCCGUGGAGUACGUGCUGUGGCUGGCCAAGGAGGCGAGCAGUCGUGGCUUGGCGAUCGGGUUGAAGAACGCGGGCGAGAUCAUCAGUCAGACCAUCGAUCAUAUGCAGUGGAGUGUCAAUGAGCAGUGUGCGCAGAAGCACGAGUGUCAGAUGUUUGCGCCGUUUGUGGAACAGGGCAAACCCGUCUUCCAUAUUGAGUAUCCCAAGGGAGAGGACGUGGCUGAUGAGAACCCGGUCGAUGAUGAGAAGAAGAAGCAGGCGUGUGAAUUCGAGAACUCGGGUUUGUUUUCCACGGUGAUGAAGAAUAUGAAGCUGGAUAAGUGGCUGCAGAAUUGUUAG
Molecule: messenger RNA, 834 nt
Organism: Aspergillus heteromorphus CBS 117.55
Lineage: Eukaryota; Fungi; Ascomycota; Eurotiomycetes; Eurotiales; Aspergillaceae
Product: endo alpha-1,4 polygalactosaminidase
Exons: 2
Coding region: 1-834 (277 amino acids)
Source: RefSeq, a predicted model, not a curated record